Messenger RNA from Anguilla anguilla (European eel), 6086 nucleotides. It is a transcript of the gene c3b.1, whose product is annotated as complement component c3b, tandem duplicate 1. The coding region runs from base 16 to 5379 and encodes 1787 amino acids. Lineage: Eukaryota; Metazoa; Chordata; Actinopteri; Anguilliformes; Anguillidae. Gene Ontology annotation, molecular function: protein binding; endopeptidase inhibitor activity. The record is from RefSeq and is a predicted model, not a curated record. Gene Ontology annotation, cellular component: extracellular region. The transcript has 45 exons.
ACAUCAAAUAUAUCCAUGACCACAGCAAACAGCUCGGUGCAGCACAUAACGUCUGUGGCAAUGGAAGCAGUUGGUGUCAGAACGCUGUGGUUCUUCACUUUGUUUUAUACCUUUGAAGCCCAAUUCACUAAUUUCAAUGUGCGUCCACGUUGGCCUCACAGGAAUCCGUUUCGCCGCUGGCCUGUUAGGCACCAUGUACCCCUCAUUAGAGAUCAACACGACAUCAACAUUGAACCAAGAUUUGUGCUGCUGGCUCCAAACCUCCUCAGGACGGACAGCGAGGAGAAUAUUUUCCUGGAGGCGUACAGAGUGUCAGGACCGCUGACAGUCAAUAUAACGGCUCACAACUUCCCUGAGAAGACAGUCCAGUUACUCGAGGACACUGUAUUGCUCAAUCAGCAGAAUAACUACCAUGCCCUUAAGACCAUCAAGGUUGACGCAAGGCUUCUGGACAGAGAGAAGCAAGGCAACCAGUAUGUGUACCUGACGGCUGACUUCGGCGUCCAUGUGGCGGAAGUGGUGGUGAUGCUCUCCUUCCACUCUGGCUACAUCUUCAUUCAGACAGACAAGCCCCUCUACAACCCAGGGGAUGCCGUGCGUUACAGAACGUUUGUGUCCACCCCAGCCUUCAGUGCUUUCAGCAGCUCUGUGUCCAUUGAGAUACAGAACCCAGACGGUAUAGUGAUUCAUGGCCUUCCAAGGACCAUGGCCAGUAAUGGCAUCUUUGCAGAAGAAUACCGACUAGCUGACAUCGCAAAUGAGGGAAUGUGGAAGAUUAUUGCAAAGUUUGACAACAGGCCCGAAAACCAAUUCAGCUCUGAGUUUGAAGUGCGAAAAUAUGUGCUCCCAGCCUUCAAUGUCACCCUGGCUCCCCGGAAGGCCUAUUUCAGCCUGCUCGACACCGAGCUGGUGGUCGACAUCACGGCAAGUUAUCUCUAUGGGAAGCCAGUGGAAGGGACUGCAUAUGUUGCUUUUGGUGUGGAAGUGAACAAGGAAAAAAGACGUUUGCCUCAUACGAUGAAGCUUCUUACGGACCUGCAGCACGGUUCCGCUGUUCUGACGAUCGACGACAUCAGGAAAGUCUUUCCAAACAUCCGGGACCUGGUCGGCAGCCUCAUAUACGUUAAAGCCUCUGUGCUAACGUCUACAGGCAGCGACCUUGUGGAGGCAGAGAGGACCGGCAUCAAGAUCGUGGAGUCCCCGUACAAAAUCUACUUCAGCAACACCCCCCAGUACUUCAAACCCGGUUUGCCAUUUGAUGUGACGGUGGAGGUGAGCCAUCAGGAUGGUACGCCGGCCCCCAACGUCCCCUUCCAGCUGAACCUGCAGGACGAGCCCGUUACCUCUCACUCUGGGACCGUCCGGCUGGCAGUGAACAUGCCAGCGGCCUCCCGCUCGUUCACUCUUACCGCGCAGACCAAGAAGGGCGGCCUGAAGCCCGAGCAGCAGGCCAGACAGCGGAUAGUCCUGAGUGCCUACGAGCCCUUUAACAGCGCGUACGAGAACUACCUGUACAUCUCAGCCCCGGACAGGGUGUCCGCAGGGGACUCCGUCAACUUCGUACUCAACUUCAAAAGCAAAGAUGAAGCACACAAGGUCAUGAUCGCGGAUUUUACCUACCUGGUGCUGAAUAAGGGGAAGAUUGUGGAGGCGAAGCGCGUGGUGCGGGAGAGAGGCCAGGAGGUCAUUAACAUUCCCUUCCUCAUCACGAAGAAAAUGAUCCCGUCCUUCCGUCUGGUGGUCUACUACACCCUGCCCUGGCAGACGCAGACUGAGAUUGUGGCGGAUUCAGUGCGGGUAGACGUGGAGGACACCUGCGUGGGGACACUCAGCGUGGGCAAGGAAGACGGGAGCAGAUUCAAAGAGUACCAGCCAGGAAAAUCCUUUGAGUUCCAGGUCAGAGGGGACCCUGGAGCCAGGGUCAGCCUGCUGGCGGUGGAUAAUGCCAUCUUCCUCCUGAACAGAAGGAACCGGUUCACCCAGGGCAGUAUUUGGGACGUGGUGGAGAAGAGAGACAUGGGCUGCACUCCCGGAGGGGGCAGGGACAGCAUGGGGGUGUUCACUGACGCGGGGCUGCUGUUCUACUCCAACAAUGCCAGGAAAACAACUAUGAGACAAAUUGACGGAAUCGCCCCCCAAAAUUCGCACUUCUCCGGCUCUUCCCCUGCAGGCGCGCAGUGCCUCAAGCGGACCAGGAGGAGGCGAUCUGUGAGGAUGCUGCAGCACAGGUCCGCGCUUGAGAGUCAGUACCAGGACGCUACCCUGAAGCGCUGCUGCCUGGAUGGGAUGAGGGAGAUCCCCAUGGAUUACACCUGUGUUCGGAGGUCCCACUACGUGACCGAGGGCUGGGAGUGCGUCCGUGCCUUCCUGCACUGCUGCUCCCAGUACAGGGGGGCCCCGACAACCGUGCCGCCCACCACCACAGCGCUUCCCAUGCCCACGGGUUUCAUCAGACAUGUAGCCAUUGAGAGGCAUAUGGAAAUUCCUAUGUUGUCGGCUAGAAGGCUUAGUGUUCCAGAAGCUAAAGUUGAGGGAGUGAGAGUGAGGGAAUUUGAAUUCGAUGAAGACGAUGAAGAAGAAGAUGUGGAAGAUGUGGACGACGUGGUGGAUGAGCGCAGCGUCUACGUCCGUUCAAAGUUUUUUGAGACAUGGUUGUGGUACGAGGUCAACCUGCCCAACACAACUGAGCAAGUCAAAAUAGAUGGGUCCUUCUUCAACCUGGCGCAGCUCUCUGUGGAGUCUGCGCUUCCUGACUCCAUCACGGAGUGGGGAAUACUGGCAGUCAGCUCCUCAGCUGACACAGGCUUCUGCGUGGCUCGGCCGUAUAAUAUCAAAUCCAGGAAGGUCUUCUUCGUGGACCUGCGGUUGCCCCGCUCGGUGGCGCGGAAUGAGCAAGUGGAGGUCAAGGCCGUGCUCCACAAUUACAGCGACGAGGACAUGGAGGUCAUCGUGAUCCUGUACAAGACGGAGGACAUCUGCAGCGUUGCGUUCACGGACAACCACAAGCAGACGGUGACGCUUCCCGCUCAGUCCUCCAGGGCUAUCCCAUACACCAUCAUGCCUCUGAAGGCCGGGGAGCUGGACAUGGAGUUGAAGGCGCUGGCCCGUGACUACCUCGGGUCCGACGGUGUGAGGAAGAAGCUGCGCGUUGUGGUGGAGGGGAUUCAAAAGACCAGAGUCCAAAGUUUCAUUCUGAAUCCCUCCCUCAGAGGGAACAAGGACGGGAAACAGGUGGUGCGGGUGGAGAGCAUCGGGCUGGACUCGCUGGUUCCUAACUCGAGCCCAGAGACCUACAUCAAUGUCAGAGGCAGCCUGAUCGCCGACGCCAUCGACAACUCCAUCAGCGACGACGCCCUGGGGUCCCUGAUCCGCAUGCCGGGGGGCUGCGUGGAGCAGAACCUGGCCACCAUCACCCUCCCCCUCAUCGCCACGCACUACCUGGACAAGGCGCAGCAGUGGGAGAGCGUGGGGGUGCAGCGGCGACUGGACGCACUCACCUACAUUAAGAGAGGUUAUGAAAGACAGCUGGCAUACCGCAAGAAAGACGACUCUUACCCCCCGUACUCAAAAGAAGGAGCCAGCACAUGGAUCACGGCGUACACCGUGAAGGUGUUCUCCAUGGCGUACCCCAUUAUACCCGUGAUAGACGACCACGUGUGCGGCCCACUCCUGUACCUGCUGAGGGAGAGACAGCUGCCCACCGGGGUCUUCACAGAGGACACCCCGGUCUACGAUGCCACCAUCACGGGUGGUGUAGGGGGGACGGAAUCCACCGUGACCCUCACCGCGUUUGUGAUGAUAGCCAUGGCUGAAGCAAAGGCAGUGGUGACCUGUAAGGAUCCCAACAACCCCGACAUCGAUGUGGAGCGCAGGCUCGGGCAGGAAGCCGCCGGCCGCCUGAGGAGGCUGCUGCCCGAAGUGCGGAGACCCUACACGGCGGCCAUCGCGGCCUACGCGCUGGCCCUGGUGGACCCGCGGGACGGCAGGCCCCUGCUGGAGCUGGAGAAGACCGCGUCUCCCGAUAAGACCCACUGGCCGGACAGGGAGAACGAGCUGUUCACGCUGGAGGCCACGGGCUACGCCCUGCUGGCCCUGGUGAAGAUGGGGCAGAUGGAGCGAGCCGCCCUGCCCUUCCAGUGGCUCAACGACCGGCGCAGGCUGGGCGGCGGCUUCGGCUCCACACAGUCCACCAUGGUGGUCCUGCAGGCUUUGGCAGAGUACCUCAUCCACAAGCCCCCGCCCCAGGACCUGAACCUCAGGGUGGCCCUCAGCCAGCCUGGGCGCAGUGACACAGUCUGGACCUUUCAGCCGAAGACCGCCUACGUUGCCCGGUCCGCCAAAGCCACUAUUGACCAGACGUUCACGCUGGAAGCUUCUGGGAACGGCCAGGGGGUCUUGGAGGUUGUGACCUUCUACAAUCAGCUGCCCGACGUCCACGAGAAGGAAAGCUGUGGCGCCUUUGACCUGGACGUCACAGUCAAGGAAUCGCAAGACAGAAAGACCUCAGAGGACACAGAAGGGUCGUACAGGCUGAACAUCAACGUGAGGUCUCGGCAACAGUCUGAGGUCAGAAUGGUUGUCCUGGACAUCACCCUCCCCACCGGCUUUGUUCCUGACAAUAAGGACCUAGAGAUGCUGGCUAACUCUGUGGAUCGCUACAUAAACAACUUUGAGAUUGUGGACGGGCUGAGUGACAGAGGAUCGCUCAUCAUUCACCUGUUCAAGGUGUCAAACAAGGAGACGGAGAGCAUCUCCUUCCGGCUGCUGCAGAAGUUCAAAGUGAGGCUGAUUCAGCCGUCCUCAGUCACUGUAUAUGAGUAUUACAACCCAGACCACCGCUGCAUUAAGUUCUACAACCCAGUGGCAGAGGAGGCGGAGCUGCAGAGGAUCUGCAGCAACGACACCUGUCACUGUGCUGAGGGGAACUGUGCCGUCGCUAAGCGAUGGGGCAAGCCUGUGGACGACUUCACGCGUGAGGACGAGGCCUGCUCCGGAAUCCAUCACGUGUACAAAGUGAAAGUCUCAAAAGUCAGCAGGAGCCAGUAUGACAGAUAUGAAAUGGAAAUCUUAUUGGUCAUAAAGGAAGGAAAGGACGAAGGCGUCCAAGCGUCUGACAGAAGGAUCUUUAUCUCACACUCGGGUUGCCGCGAGGGACUGGACCUCCAGGAGGGAAAGGAGUACCUCAUUAUGGGCCCUCCCGCGGAUAUCUGGCAUCAGGACAGCUCCACCAACAGAUACACCUACACCCUUGGGAAGAAGAGCUGGGUGGAGCAAUGGCCAACAGAGGCCGAAUGCAGGAGUGACUCAGGGCUUGCCAAACGGUGCACCCAGCUGGCGAUGUUGACCUCUGACCUUAUGGAGAAGGGCUGCCUGUCCUGAGUAACUGUGCUGCUUUGCCAAAAUUAGAGCCACGCCAAUGGAUUUAUGGGACCCGGCCGUACCGCAGACUCUUUUGUACUGCUGCACAAUGAAAAUAUAUUACCACAUAUUGAAAAAUAUACCAUAAUACACUGACUAAUGAAGUUGUUUUUUUUGGCCCUCCAAAUAUAUUUUCCAGUACAUGCUAAUAUAUUGCCAUGCUUGCUUAAGAAUACAUUAUUGGUUAUUUUUUUAUAUACAUCCCACUGAGACAAAGGUGGCUAUAAUUAAUAUGUUUUUCAAUAUUUUCAUAUAUUUCAAUACAUUUCUUAAUGUGAAAAAGCAAUUUAUUUCAAUAGUUUCUUCUCAAAUAGCAUUUUUACAAACAAGUUAGUUUUAUGUGUUGAAGUCCAUGUGCAGUUGAAGUCAAUGUGCAGUAUGCGCAGUUAAAUGCUGAAAGUAUAAUCAGAACAGCCUGUCAUCAUCACAAAAAUGAAAAAUCAAAAAUAGCAAAAUAGUAGCUCUCCAUAUGUGGAAAAAAUGUUCUAAUAAAGGUGGAGAGAAGGGUGGAGGUGACUCAGCUGCUGCUCUGCAUCUCUGGUCUCAGUCAAACUGAGGUCCUAUUUUGUCACGUUAAUUCCACAUUAAAUUGUUGUAGAAGUAACAUUAUUCAACUGAACCAAUGAAAAUGAAGAUAUUGUUGAUAUAAAGGACCAUUUGGUUUUUCA